GGCACACGCCGCAUCACUCUCUCUGCCAUCUCUGGCAUUUUAACAAGAGCCGCUUCAGCAAGAGGAAAGAGACCGACGUGGGUAGUCAUGCACACCAAAUCGGCGAAUUUCAGCCUGAGCAUUUGUUUUUAUUAUUAUUUGUAUAUGCUGUGUCGACGUGGGCUUUACUGGUUUCCCCGGAUAAAAUCAAAGUAAGCCACUGCAUCUCUGUUGAUGUUCCUCAUACCCAGCCCUUAUCUGCACCUCAUAGCUGGUAUGAAAGAAGAGCAUUGUUACCAGAGGAAACAGCGCAUAAAUCUGCAACAGGAAAUGAAUCGUCUGUGCUCUAUUAAUAAUAACUUUCCAUAUGAUAACAACCUCCUGGUGCUGGACAUGGUCCUGAGCUCACUGUGGGCUUCGCCUCAGCCAAUCAACUGGGAGAAUGUUGCCAAGUUGGUCCCAGGUUUCAGACCUAAAGAGCCCCAACAUGGUAAUCCACGUUUGUGAUGAGGCAAAGAACCUGAAGCAGGACUUUGUGUGUCCGAGGAACCUCCUGGUAAAAGAGAUGCGUUACUUUGAAGAGUAUCUUUCUGUGGACCCACAGCGUUGGGACGAGGUGGACAUUUCUGUCCACUGUGACAUCCAGAUCUUCGACUGGCUCAUGAACUACGUCAAGAGUCACAACACUGAACAUUCACAUGGAAAACACAUGGACAAACCCAGACUAGAGCACAGCAAUGUCAUCUCAAUCCUGAUCUCCUCCGAGUUCUUGAAGAUGGAAACUUUAGUUGAGGAGUGUAUCCAGUAUUGUCACAAACAUAUGAGUGCCAUCAUAGCGACGCCAUGCAACAUGAACUGCAUCAAUAACAACCUGGCUGGACGCAUUGCUGAUUUGUUCAGCCACAAUGAAGCAGAUGACCUCAAGGACAAAAGAGACAAAUUCAAAAGUAAACUGUUUCAGAAGAAGAUUGAGAGAUUAUUUGAUCAUGGUUAUAAGAAUCACGAUUCCCCUGGUAACGCAUCUACUCUGUACAGAUGUGGACUUUGCCUUAAGCUUUUAACCAAAGAAACUGAGGGAAAAAUCCCUUGUGUUCCAAAUAAAAUCAACAUAGAUGCUCGGGGAAACAUUGUAUUCAAUCAUACCAGACAUAAGGCCUGGGAGGUACAUGAGUAUGUGAAUGGGCUUUAUGAAGAGUUGAAGUCCUGGGUGCUGGUGUACUGGAGGAUAUGGGGCACCAUCAACUUCCUUACCUGCUCACGCUGCAGACAGGCACUCCUGUGUACAGAUUUGGGCCAGUGUAAGCACCACCCAGAGGUGGUUGUGUAUCCUGGCAUUGGGGCAGAUCAUAGAUGGCACGGCGUUGGUCUUUAUCUGUGCUGCAACCAGAAAGUCCUAAGAUUCGAUCCCUCCUCCAUGCCCAAGGGCUGUAAAAUAAGAGACCACAUUGUGAGUGUGGCAGAUGGUGGUGACUGCGGAGAUCACAAUGUGAACUCAACCCAGACCAGAAUACUCAAUGACCUGCUGCUACACAGAGAGGCUGUGUGUGUGCCAGAGAGUUGUAGCUCUGAGGACGCUUCUGCAGGUAGUGAACGUGUGCCAGGAUGUGAUGCAAUGCUUGAGCCAGGGGUACUUACAGCUCACAGACCCAAGGAAACCACAGCUUUUUCACUGUUAAAAAACUGGAGUCUUCAGGUGAGGCAGCAGUCUCUGCUCUCUGAAGAUGAGGAGUACACUACAGGGUCAGAGGUCACAGAGGAUGAGAUCGGGGAUGAAGAAGACACAUCGAAAAAACAAGCUACAAAGAAGGCAAGAAAAUCUGGAAAACCUUUUAAAAGACAAGUGUCCUCCCCCGGUUUCCAGCGUAAGGAGAAAUCUGGAGAAAAGGCACCAUCUGGAGACUCAACCCCGUUCAUCAUCAGCAUCCAGAAGAAUAAGUGGGAUAGCAAUCGCUCCAUGAGGUACAAUCAGGAUGCACAGAGGGAGGAGGAUCAGAGGAGAAUGCAGGAGAUAAUAGCCAAUCUCACUAAAAUGCGCUUUGGUGACCAAGAGCAGAUGAAGUUUAAAGACAUAAAAGAGCCUGCAGGGGGGCUCUACUCGAGGAUGGAGGCCCAGUUUAAGGCCUCGUCUCAGUCCAGCGGACGACACAGCAGCUCAGAGAAAACUCUAAGAGUGAAGACACGCUCGGGGCUGUCAAGACCGACUUCUAGAAAACAUGGAGAUAAGUGGAUGAGUUUCUGAAAAGGAGGAGUAAACAAGGUUGCUGCUGUUUGACGAGGCAGAAGAAACCAUCACUCUCUUCGUCCGUCCUUUGCUCCACUCCUCACCCCCUCCUCCAAACUCUGUCCAGUUAUAGCAGGAAGAGCAUUAGUGUCUUUUCCAUCACAAUCCCAGGAGAAGAAUGGAUUGCUCACUGAUGUCAUAACUGUAGCUAUAGAACAUAAACAAUGGACCUAAUAAAAUCAGUUGCACUGUAAACAAUACAUGCUUUUGGCUGCUAAUGAAUUGGUUGAACCGACUCUGUUACUGUUACUUUAGUACAAUUUAAUUUUAUUUUGCACCUUUUGCUUUAUCUCAUCUCAUGUCUAGCUCAGGAUUCAUCCCAGCUGCAGUGUGUUUGUAAUGUCCUUGCUUCAUUCUAGUGGACUCAGGUGACCAGACAAAGCUCAUCUCUGUUGUACUGACCCUGCACUUUAAGCCGUCUUAAUGCAAUGACUCAAACCUGUAUAAUAGGGAAAGAAGCUGUAGGGUAAAGUGUCAUGCUGAUGACUAAUACCUGUGAGGUCUAUGAUUAUGUUGCACUGAAACUAUCACAACUGUGCCAUUUGGACCAAUGUGACGUGGGGUAGAAUGCAGAAUCCGUAGAAUAAAAAUCAUUUAAAAUAAACAUGUCUUUUUUUA
This is a messenger RNA of Carassius carassius (crucian carp), 2878 nucleotides long. Its product is annotated as SANT and BTB domain regulator of class switch recombination-like. The record is from RefSeq and is a predicted model, not a curated record. The transcript has 19 exons. NCBI's taxonomy places the organism in Eukaryota, Metazoa, Chordata, Actinopteri, Cypriniformes, Cyprinidae. The coding region runs from base 422 to 2218 and encodes 598 amino acids.